Messenger RNA from Loa loa (African eye worm), 2907 nucleotides. RefSeq names its product pao retrotransposon peptidase. The transcript has 6 exons. NCBI's taxonomy places the organism in Eukaryota, Metazoa, Nematoda, Chromadorea, Rhabditida, Onchocercidae. The record is from RefSeq and is a predicted model, not a curated record. Bases 1 to 2907 code for a protein of 968 amino acids.
AUGUCGACCUCUCUCAACAAAUCAGCACAACCAACAAUUGACAGAGUAAUCGAACUUCUGGAAGAAAUUAAGAAACUUGAUCUAUCACUACCAGAUCGAAACCAGCCGCAAGAUCAGAAACAACAAUAUGAAAUUAAAAAACGGAUCGUCAAGGAUAAAGUUAAGCGAUUCGACAUAUAUGUUGGUACAUUGGAAAUGAUCAACCAAAAAUGGUUGGAUCUCAUACAACAAGCUAUGAAAACAGCAAAGAAAGAGGAAGAACAAAAGUAUGAGGAAAUGUUCAACGAUAAGCAAGGUAUUUUACACAUGAUUAAGGAAACUAUUAUUACCUUAAACUCAUAUUAUGAUGAUUUGGAAUUAGCCCUUCAACAAGAAAAGUUGAUAGUUACUAAAGGAAAAGAGAUAGAGAAACCCUCACCCGCCUAUCAUUCAAUAAUAAAUUUACCACAGUUACCACUACCAACUUUUAGUGGGGAUCCAAAGUUGUGGCGAGAAUUUUGGAAUAGCUUUAAUGCAGCUAUACAUCUUCAGGAAAUUCCAAACAUUCAAAAGCUUACUUAUUUGAUUUCAUGUUUAAAAGGAGAAUCACUGGAGGCUAUAAGAGGGUUUGAUAUAGCUCCAGAGAAUUAUCAAUUAAUAAGACAGGUUUUAAUCGACAAAUAUGGUAAUCCUGCUACUAUAAAGAAAUCGUUAUAUAACGAAUUCCAUUCCAUUCAACGGAACGACAAAGAAUCGAGUCGAAGCGAUGGAAAAAAUCCUUCAACAAUUCUGGACAAAGUCUGUCAGAUGAAAACAGAAAGGGAAACCUGGACGGUAAAUAGAUUACAAUUUCUAAUGACAUUAAUUCAGAGAAACGAAGAGGUAAAUAGAAACCAAAAAACUCAGCAAGAACCAAGUCCAAAAAGAGUAAUUCAUUUUCAAAAGGGGAGAGGAACCUCCGCCUUAUCCAUAACAAAACAAUUCAAAUUAAAUGAUGCAAAACACCUUCAGCCAAGUAAUAAGACGAAGUUUAGCAAGGAAAGAAGGCCUUGCAUAUUUUAUAACAAAAAUCAUUGGGAUAGUGAAUGCUCAAAUUGCCUUACGGCUACACAUCAGUUUGAACGCCUGACGGAGCUCAAGGCAUGCACUAAUUGUUUCCGUACGGUGCAUGCAACAAGUGAUUGCAAACAAAGGAAGCGUACAUGCUUCCACUGCAAAGGCCAACACAAUACGGCGUUGUGCUACAAAAAAUAUGGCUCUCUCAAUAAUGGUUCCAACAAUGAAGAAACAAAUUCAACAAUCAUCAUAAAUUCACUAAAUCAGCCAAUCAACCACCAAGGCAAGAAGGUUUUAUUAAUAUGUAAAGAAAUUGAAGCAGUUAAUCCAACUCAACUGGAAAUUCAGGAAGAAGCUCUAGUAUUAUUUGAUUCAGCAGAUAAACUACAAAUUAUUAAUCCAACGUCUUAUGACAUAAAUUGUAUAAUACGUCAGAAACAGUUAGAUGAAUCGGAAGGAUAUUGGAGACGGCCCGACAUUAUAAUCGGAGCUGAUUAUUUCUUCGAAUUUAUGCAACCGUACAAAUUCCACCGUAUGUCAUCAGGAUUUUAUUUACUUCACACCAACGGAUCGAAGAACAACCAAGAUGAUGAGAAGGCAUUGGAACAAUUUAAAAAUGGUAUUACUAAGAAAAACAGUAGGUAUCAAGUUUGUUGGCCAUGGAAAGAUUCGAAAGUUAACUUACAACAUAAUUAUGGUCUUCGUUAUGGACGUUUAAAGAUGCUAAUCAAACGACUCCAAGCCAACCAACCAUGCUCGAAAUCUAAUAUUAUUGAGAAAGUGACAACAAAUAUGGACCAAGAAGGUAUUAUACAUUAUUUACCUCAUCGUGAAGUAUUAACCCCACGGAAAGCAACUACAAAAUUGCGAAUUGUCUAUGAUGCUUCAGCCCAUAUUAAGGGAGAAAAAAAUCUGAAUAAUGUGUUAUAUCGCGGUCCCACUACAUUACCUGACCUAGCAGCUACACUCAACUAUCAUUUAGAAACUUACGGAAGCAAAACCGCUCUAGAAAUUAAGAAGAACCUCUAUGUCGAUAAUGUUAUAUUAUCUGUAAGUGGAACGGAAGAAGCAUUCAAAAUUAAAGAAAUGAAAGAUAUCUUCAAAAAUGCUUCAAUGGAUAUACGGGAAUUCUUUUCAAAUGACAAUGAUUUCAAUGAGCUUAUUCCUGAAAACGACCGAGUAGAAGUAAGUCAAACAAAAGAAAUUCUUGGUAUCAAUUGGAAUCCAGUCAUUGAUUCUAUUGGAAUAGUUUUAAAGCCAUGGAGUAACCAAACGCCAACAAAGAGGACAAUCUUACAAUUGAUCGCUUCUCAAUAUGACCCUUUGGGGUUCUUAAUUCCAUCGAUGUUACUAUUCAAACUAUUCCUACAAACUCUUUGGAAAAGGAAAGUAUCCUGGGACCAAUUAUUGGAGAAUGACGACAUUGAGACAUGGGAAAUUUUUACAAGUCGUUGGUCAACAAAAGUUGAAGAAAUUCCACGUAUGGUGAUAGAUCCUGAAUGUUUACAACAAUUAGAAAUUCAUGUGUUUACCGAUGCAUCUACUACGGCAUAUGCUGCAGCAGUUUAUGCAAAACAAGGUAUAAACACAUUUUUGAUUUUUGCGAAAUCUCGAGUAGCUCCUGUGAAAGGUAUAACAAUACCUAAACUAGAAUUGUUAGCCAUUUUAAUUGGAGUGCGAGCAACCAAAUUUAUUAUUAAACAAUUAGAAAUUGAAGAUGUAAGAGUAACAUUAUGGUCAGACUCUCGAUGUGCACUCCAAUGGAUAAAAAACCGUUCACGACUUUUACUAAAAUUUAUACAAAAUCGAAUCGAUGGUGGAAAUAGAGGGUAUACUGAAUACCCGACCACUAACAUAUGUAAGCUUCGAUGA